CUUUUCGUAUCAAACAGGUCAAACGCCAGUCAACUGGUUACAUUAGACCUGGACUCUAAACCAAUCACAGUUCUCUGUCAGAUGGGGGAUUUUGGAUGCGGUGAUGGAGGAUGGACCCCUGUAAUGAAGACUGACGGCAAUAAAGUAAGCCUCAUUUGGCGGAAUAUUCUUAGCGGGGUUUUCUUGCGGAUGAUGAAGCGCGAGGAAGACAUUUUCAGAAGCAUCGAAACUAAGAGAGAAUCACCCAUAUUCUUCUUGCGGCCCCUGCUUGCGGAAAUUCUUCUGACAUAAGUGCUACAAUACCUUAAUAUCUAAAAACUCGACAAAUUGCUAAUUAACCCGCCUGCAAGUAGGGUAGAGUUUGAUAGCUGUAUUAUUGAUUUCAUGAGGGUCCUGCCCUUGGUUAUGCAUCGUGUUAUUUAUGUUUCAGGAUAAAUUAAAUCUUCUUAAUUCUUUUUAGGCAACGUUUGACUAUGACUCUCACUACUGGAGUGAUAAAAACCAAUACAACAUCCCCGGCGGGAGGACUGGGUUUGACUCACAAGAGACCAAGUUACCGACCUAUUGGAACACACCUUUCUCCGAGAUCUGUCUCGGUAUGAAGAUAAGUGGACAGCUCAGGUUUAUUGUCAUUAACAAGCAGGCCAACUCUCUGUACUCUUUGAUUGCUGAUGGGACAUACCGCGCUACUUCACUGGGUCGUAACGAGUGGAAGAAGUUGAUUGGUGCGCAGGGCUCUUUGCAACUAAACUGUAACAAGGAGGGCUUUAAUGCUGUAGGUAUUGCAAGAAUUGGUUAUGUAGCUAACCAGGAAAACGAUUGUGGUAGUUGUGACUCCAGAAUUGGGUUUGGUACUAGAGGAGGUUCCAAUGCGUGUGGAAACGUAGCAUCUCAUUCCCCAGAUAAUGGUGACAGAAACAUCAAAGCUAUGGGAUAUAUUUUGGUGCAGUAA
Molecule: messenger RNA, 952 nt
Organism: Pocillopora meandrina
Lineage: Eukaryota; Metazoa; Cnidaria; Anthozoa; Scleractinia; Pocilloporidae
Source: the annotation of a GenBank genome assembly